AUGGAUAGCUGGGGCUGGUUGGAACCUCGCGCCGAGGGCGACGUUACGAGCUACGAUGGCGACGCUUCAUUACGAGGCCCCUACCGGGCAACGAACGCUUCGACGUCGGCUUUGAUCAACCAAUUCCGCUUCCAGGCGGCGAAAUCGAUUCGAACCUCGACCAUCAUCCUCGCCGUCUUCAAUGUUAUUGCUGCAUUCGCUACAGCAGUUGGUAUCUUCUGGGAUGGCUAUGGCUCGAGAAAGAGGAACAACCCAAAGUUUGGCUUCAGAACACACGGCUUUACAUUCGUUGGACCUGCCGAGUCUUUCCCGCUUGUUCUGUCUGUCGGAAUCGUCGUUCAGGGCAUUGUCUUCGCAGUCGCUCAGUCGACUGGACUCGACCACCUUUUGACUCUCGGCUGCACCAUCACUUCUCAGAUGAUGUUGCCUGCCGUCUUCAUCGUUCCCUACAUUCAACUAGUAUUUGCUCUCGAAGUGGCCAUUCGGUCUCUACGAAAGAACCCCUUGCCUCCCCGUGGCAAGUGGAACGUUACGAUUUGCCUCGCUAUCGUUGGCACUUUCCUUCUUAUUACCUACCUCGUCACUCUAUUUAUCCGCCCUCCGAACUUUUGCUUCGCCUCGCUCUUCUGGUUCGUCCAGCGAUGGAAGGAGGGCUGCUUCGCACUUCUCGUCUUGAUCUCGGCGGUGUUGUUUGGCUGUGCUAUGAUCAUCUUCUUCAGACUUCACAACAACUCGAGAAUCGAGAACGCUGAGCGCGUUGCUGCUUCAAGGAUGGUUUACUUCCUGGCGGUCGCCUUCAUUUCGACCACCCUCCUUAUCCCAUUCUUCUUUAACCUUUCCUUUGUUGAGCAGCGAGGUGCCACUGGCCAAGCUCUCACUCUCUCUAUGAUUGCGUCAGUCGUCGCCAACGUAUCAGGCCUAUUGACUGGCGGCCUUCACCUAUUCCUGCGUUCAAACACCUUGUCGACUAUCGGCCCCCGCGAUAAGUGGGAGUCUGAGCGUAAUAAGCUCAAGGCCGGAAUUAGGGUCUGGGCUCCUAAUGGUGACGACGAUUACGAACACCACAUGAUGAACCCCGUCGGCAGGGCACGGUCUCUCCAGCGUAUGGACAGCACCGAUAGCCUCGUCCCCGAGAAGUAUGAGGAGGCUCGCAUCGAGAGCCCCUCGAACUCACCCACCUAUGCCAACCCCCUCCGAUCGAACGCCGUGUACCCCAUCCAGCCGGCUCCCUCACCCGUGAGGGUGCCUGAGCCUGCACAGGUCUCAACCUACCAGACUCCGAAGGCCAUGGGUCACGCUCGCAAGAGGUCAUACUCCUUGUUCCCUCCCGAGCAGAACAACAACACCAAGUCUAUCACUUUGCUUCCCGCCACUACCUAUUCCCCCAACCCCAAUAAGAACGACGAGGAUGAUGUCUUCUUCUUGAGGCCGCCUCCGUCAAUUCACCCACAGGGCAUCCGCCACCGCCGCGACUCUUCAAUGGCGUCGUCGGCGACUGUGCAGAUUGGCCUUCGCCUGUCAAACGUCGACGACAUGCCCCCCCUCAACUCUCGCUACUUUGAGAACAACAACAGCGUUACAGCGCUGGAUUGUCCCAACGAGACUGAGGUCCCCAAGCGGCCCAGCCCCUUGGCUCAGGUCGACGUCGUCAGCGACAGCAGCUCUUCUGACUCUUCCGACUCUGAGGACGAGGACAACACCUUGGUGCAGUCCCCUGUCCGAUCUGAGAAGGAUGUUCGGAUGAAGAACCUUCCUGCUGUUCCCAAGGUUGCUGUGCCCAGACAGUCUCAACUGAAGCAGGACGAAGGCCAGCUCACUCUGAGCCCUGCUGUCUACAGGCCUGAGAGCCCUCAAAAGACAAGAGUCACAAGCCCUCAGGGCGUUGGCUUCAACACUCCUGCGCGAAAGCCUUCUGUUCCCGCCAAGUGCACGAAGCGGAACUGCCAAUGCGAUCUUCCUCACGACAAGCGUGACUGGAUCUAG
Colletotrichum chrysophilum is the source of this 1983-nucleotide messenger RNA. RefSeq lists its product as uncharacterized. NCBI's taxonomy places the organism in Eukaryota, Fungi, Ascomycota, Sordariomycetes, Glomerellales, Glomerellaceae. The record is from RefSeq and is a predicted model, not a curated record. The coding region runs from base 1 to 1983 and encodes 660 amino acids. The transcript has 3 exons.